GUUUCAUCUUUUGACACCCAUGCUGGUGGUAAGAACGCCACCCAGGACUUGGUCAUUACAGGUUUUCGACAACCACUUAUCAUUUUGUUACCACUAUUCGAAGAAUGUUCGCCUUGGAUAGGCUCGUAUUGCUUGCGACGCCCGCAGUAGCAUCGACGAGUUCGUCUGCCAGCCCCAGCCGGAUGCCUACCCCCGAUUCUUCCACGAUGGCCAACUACGUCGAGCUUGCAGCGCAAGUUGUGCCACAAAACAAGACAGGACUUGCGUCUCGUCUUCGUUCCGGCUGCCGCUAUCUGCCUAUGCCAUUGUACAUGGGUUGGGAUACCGAUUCACUCACAGAGGCUCCUGCCGACAGCACAAAGAUCCCUCAUUUCAAGCUGACGGAUAUGCAAUCCGGCGCUACCAGGGAAAUCGAAGCAUCCUGGAUGCACGCGUUGUACACGUACACGUCCUCGCAUCAUGAUGGAGUGACGUUAUUGCAUCUCAAGGAAGCUGGCUACUCUUCGCACCUCUCAUGGCAGCAUACGGUCAUAGUGGUGACGCUUGCUGUUCAGCUAGGACUCGCGGUGUACGGAUUUGCGGCAGGGCAGGGGAGGGAGGGGUUGAUUAUCCUACUUGGCCUGAUUGUUAGGGGGCUGGAGGGUGUGGUAGCGUGGGCAUAUCCCACCACUCUUCCUCCUAGGAUCGUCAGAACACCGAGGUUUUAUGCUUUGCAUACCGGUAUGACUACGAGCCGUAUUUUAGUCGUCGCGCAUGAACCGGCAACGAAGAAAAAUUGUGGCGUGGAGUACAUCAAUCUCGAGGAUUCGGCCGUGCCUCUUUCGAGAAACAAUGCAUCCAUAUUGGAAUCUUCCUGUAAGGGAGCACUGAAAAUCUUUGGUUGGGCGCAAAAAGUCGUAGUUAUCCUAUCCCCGUCGGACGGCUUCCUUUUCUCCGUCGCUCUUCUCCUAGGGAGCAUUGUCGUAGAGGUGUUAUCCAGAUUCACUGAUACACUUCCUGCGUAUUCGGCUAGUACUCCCUUGGAAACCGGGGGAAGCCUACUUGAUAAGAUGACUGCUGCGUGCCAGGCGACGAAUUGUGUGUCCGUGGGGCUUGUGGAAGCCAUGCUUCCCGAUCCUGCCGGGGAACAUAGGGAUUACAAGUGGAUCUCGAGAGUCGUUACGGACGGCGCGUCCAACGCGGGCCUUCAUCCUACGCAUCCAGAAGCCCGGUCUAUUAGGACGACUGCUUCGAAGAGAAGGACGGUUCGGCGGAACAUGGGUGUUUAACUUUCGCGACUGGGUAAAUCAAUCUCGACCUAGCGUCCGGCUCUUGUUGCGUGAUGACGGGCCGUAGCGGGUCGCAUGUGCCGAGAUUUUGACUUGCGAAAAGCUUAAAUACUGUCAAAAUGAGUAACUGCCACACCAGAUGAUUCCAGAAAACGAAAGUUGAAAAAACGACAGUUGUCUUCAUUUGUUGUCGAAGGCUUACAAAGGAAGGACCCUCACGAAUAUGCUACAGAUCACCUCCGUCUGAACGCCGAAGUCUUGUAUGAGCCAUCUUCAUGCUCUGGAUGACCGCAACCUCAAGCUUCGAUGCUUCUUUCAAUACGUUA
This is a messenger RNA of Desarmillaria tabescens, 1594 nucleotides long. RefSeq lists its product as uncharacterized. The transcript is spliced from 2 exons. Bases 105 to 1268 code for a protein of 387 amino acids. The record is from RefSeq and is a predicted model, not a curated record. NCBI's taxonomy places the organism in Eukaryota, Fungi, Basidiomycota, Agaricomycetes, Agaricales, Physalacriaceae.